This is a messenger RNA of Thunnus maccoyii (southern bluefin tuna), 3175 nucleotides long. RefSeq names its product solute carrier family 25 member 44a (gene slc25a44a). Gene Ontology annotation, cellular component: mitochondrion. Gene Ontology annotation, biological process: branched-chain amino acid catabolic process; transmembrane transport. Lineage: Eukaryota; Metazoa; Chordata; Actinopteri; Scombriformes; Scombridae. The coding region runs from base 419 to 1372 and encodes 317 amino acids. Gene Ontology annotation, molecular function: branched-chain amino acid transmembrane transporter activity. The transcript is spliced from 4 exons. The record is from RefSeq and is a predicted model, not a curated record.
CGGACGGUGAACGCAUCAUGAUCGACAAACACACCACCAGCUAAGUAAACAUUAAACAUCACAGUUACAGGAGUUGCCCAGUAGAUAUAAUAAUUAUCGAGCCACGAUGUGUUUGUUUUUCCUAGAAACUGUUUGUAAUGAAUAAAAAACAAUGCGCUGUAGUUAAAUACAGCUCGUGACCUUUAACCUUUCACAGUGUUUGUUCUCAGCAGUAAUGGACGGAAGACAUGACCCUCCUUGUAGCAGAACAGGCCGUAUGAGUUUCACAAAGCAGCUCAGUUUCGCAACGAGAGUGGCCGUGUCGGAGGCGGAAGGUGAACCCGAGCUACAAAACCUCUUAACAGGUGUGAUGGCAGUCGGAGGGUUGACGACCGCAGACACGUGGCUUUAGGGGUGCAGCGCUGCCUGGGCCGGCACCAUGCAGCAAAAAGGUGCCAUCCAAAUUAUCGAAUGGGAGGACCUGGACAAGAGGAAGUUCUACUCCCUGGGUGUGUUCAUGACCUUGACCACCAGGGCCACCGUGUACCCGGCCAGCCUCAUCCGUACUCGUCUCCAGGUGCAGAAGGGGAAAGCCCUCUACUCCGGUACCUUUGAUGCUUUCUGUAAGAUCCUGCGAGCAGAGGGCGUGCAAGGACUCUACCGCGGCUUUAUGGUCAAUACGUUCACACUGAUCUCAGGACAAGCUUAUAUCACCACCUAUGAACUGGUGCGCAAAUAUGUGUCCCAGUACUCGCCCAGUAACACGGUGAAGUCAGUGGUGGCAGGAGGGGCGGCGUCCCUGGUGGCCCAGACCAUCACUGUUCCCAUUGACGUGGUGUCCCAACACCUGAUGAUGCAAGGACAGGGGGAACACCUGACUCGCUUCAAGGCCAAACCCAAAAUGAUGCUCGCGGCGACUAAACGCAGACUGACUUUCGGGCAAACCCGUGACAUUACGGUGCAGAUAUUUGCAGCCGAUGGUUUCAGGGGAUUUUACAGGGGCUACGUGGCUUCGCUACUCACGUACAUCCCAAACAGUGCACUCUGGUGGCCUUUUUAUCAUUUUUAUGCAGAGCAGCUGUCCUUGAUGGCGCCCAAUGAGUGCCCUCACCUGAUUCUGCAGGCUUUUGCAGGACCAAUGGCAGCAGCAACCGCCUCCACCAUCACCAAUCCCAUGGAUGUUGUUCGAGCAAGAGUACAGGUGGAGGGACGAUCAUCUGUCAUCGAGACGUUCAAGCAGCUGCUGGCAGAGGAGGGCGUCUGGGGGAUGACCAAGGGGCUGUCGGCCCGCAUCAUUUCUUCCACGCCCACAUCGGUGCUCAUUGUGGUGGGAUACGAGACUCUGAAGAGACUGAGCCUGCGAGCCGAGCUGGUAGAGUCCAGACACUGGUGAAAAGCCAGAGGAACCUCAAGCCGGGCUUUACCUCGUCACAGCCAGCCAGGCAGGAGAUAAAGACCCUGACGUGUUUCUCGGCUCUCUGUGCAGCUGCUCCAACAUACCUUUUUAGAACUGUUGUUUUAAUGCAGGUAUGAUGAUGCAGCAGAGUGCAGGAGGUGAUGUUUGUCUUUAGGUAAACUUGAGAGUUACAGGUGAUACAACCUUGCAUUUUUCUGUUUGUCAAACUUGUUUCUACUGGCCUUUAUUUGUCUAAAUGGUUACUGUGAAACCUGGAAAUGUAAGUGAAAACGAAAUACUGCGUUUUGCCCAAAUUGAUUUAAAACAAUGACCCCUAUUCCUUAAAUUUGAUUGAUUAAAAAAAUAAAGCUGCAUCUUAAAGGAUAGUAGAUAGUUGAUUAGUGUAUCCAGUGUAGUAGGACAAUGAUAUAUCUUUUAUUGUGUCAUAAUGUAACCUGACCUAAGCUUUCGGACAUGUGAUGCACGUCCUGAGCUUACUGUCCCAGCUGGUACGUUUUUUAAAAUAGAGCUACCGGUACUCAGCAGUAAAUUGUAAUAUGUACUUUAAGAUAAUUUGUGACAAUUUUCUUCCCGUUUGCCAAAAUCUGGAGACACAACUGCCUUGUUUCUGCUUUAUUGAGCACAUAAAAGAGCAGAAGAGCUCGAUAUCUGAGUGCAUUCCAGUGAAAUUAAAUUUAUACGUAUGGACGUCUGCAACAUCUGCAAAGAAUCUCACCUUUGUGACGGCCCACCAGAAGAGAGAUUAUGUUUUGUACUUUAUUGUAUUUAAUUAUAGUAUUGGCUGAUCACUGGCACAGAAAAAAAACAGAAAACUCUAAAGUUAAAAGCUGAAUUUUCUCAAAUAUCCUUGAACUGAUGGACUGUUUCAGGACAUAAUAAAUGUAUCUCUAGAGGUGUUUGUGAAACCAGGCCCAGGUUGGUUUAGUUUGACCGUUACGUAGCUGUCGUCUGUGCAGCAGUGUGCAGGUAUAUGAUGAACUCUAUGUACAGUAUGGGUGAGUUAACUGGGCCAAUCUGGCAGUUGUUUCUUUUUUUUUUUUUUUUUAUAUAUCUUUAGAUGUGACUGUACAAAACAAAGUGGAUCUUGACAAAAGAAGAAAAGGGGUGACGCUGUAGGAGAGUGUUACAGGCCUUCACACAAUCAUCUUGAUUUAUUUCAGGGUGUGCGUUCUUUCUCUUCUGUUCUGCACAUUAUUUAUACUUUUUUGGAUCAUAUCUACAACCAUUUCGUUACAGCGCAGAAACCUUAACCGCUGAGCCAUUUCGCUGUUUGGUUAAAGCUAAUGCAAAGGCAGAGGUCGAGUAAAGGCAGCAGCAACAAACCAGCAUGCAAAACAAAACUCCGAAGUUGCCUUCAGUCACCUGUUGAGUGUGAGGUGUAUCAACAAGGCUACUGUCAUGUUAGAAAAGACAUGUACUGUAAACGCAACAGUGACUACUGCCAGAAAACAUCUCAGAGGUUUGACUUUCUGUGCCUUUUUUUUUUCUUUUUUAAUAAACUGUCUUUGUUGUGUUUGUGUUUGCAAACGGCACUUUUCAGUUUGUACAACACAAUAUUCAAGUGAAUGAGAAUAAUGGACUCAACAAUUCCUACACGAUUUCUGGAAAACAAAUGGACCUUUGCCUGUAUGGAGGAAGUUGUGUGUUAGGCGACACCUAAAAUUAUCAACUGCCUGCUGUGUUUGUAAUAAAGAAUUGUCAAAUGUACAGUUUGAUGUGUUUUAAACAUUGAGAACCUGUGGACCUGUGAAAAGAAAUAAAGAUUUGUGAAUCACUGCA